AUGAUGAUGUCACAACAUUCUACAAGCUCUGAUCUGAGCUCCUGUGCUGGCAUCGAAGCAGCAGCAGCUAAAAUGUUCUGGUUUAAGAAGUUGUGGUGUUGUAGCGUCCUGUCUGAUGACGAGGAGCAACGCAGCCUCAGACCCAAACCUGAGAAGAAGGAGAAGAAGAAGAAAUGGUGGCGGAGACUCAAAAAGAAGGAGAGGCAGGAGGAGACGACCGUGGAGGAGAAUCAGAUGAUGGGAAAUGAGGAGAAUGCAGGGAUGAGUACACAGGUUCUGCAGGACCAAGGGCAGGAACCAGAGGUACAGGUGAUAGAGAUGAAAGAGAAGAAACCAGAAGAGCAAAACCUGGUUAUAGAAGGGAUUGAAGAUCCACUUCAGGCUGUCGUUCUGGAGAACGUCUUCAGGUCCUCAUCUAAUGAAGUGGUGCAGCAACAUAAUGUCCAGGACGAGCACGUUCUGAUUGCUCCCACAUUCAUAAUUCAACCUGGAGAGCAUGGGAGACUGAUGGAGACCAUGUUGGAGAAUCAAGGCGUGUCCGUGCCCGCUGGUGCUCCUGUGUCCCCGGUCUACAUGCUGAAGCUGAAGAGAACGAGCUGCUGGACUGUGCGCCCUGUACUGGUGCUGCCAUCCUCAAAAUAUGUCUCAUCAGCUCUGCUGUGUUCUGCAGCGCUGUGGCGUCCUUCAGAACAUCCUCGCUCCACAGGGAUCGUUUUUCCUGAUCAUCUGGAGAACCUGGAGAAGAUGGAAUGAAGAACCUCUGAACGACACGAUGAGCACCAGAAACUUUCCUUCAUCAAAAUAAAAAUAAAAAACAUAAAAAAAUAAA
Messenger RNA from Trichomycterus rosablanca, 829 nucleotides. RefSeq lists its product as uncharacterized. Lineage: Eukaryota; Metazoa; Chordata; Actinopteri; Siluriformes; Trichomycteridae. The transcript is spliced from 3 exons. The coding region runs from base 1 to 753 and encodes 250 amino acids. The record is from RefSeq and is a predicted model, not a curated record.